AUGUCCACCGUUCGCGCAGAAAGCACCUUUGCCUAUCAUGGCCUGGAUACUGUCAAAUUCACCGACACUGAAACUGAGGUUGUCAAGUCGUUGAUAAGGAAUUUUCUUGAGGAUGUCAAGUUUGACCGGGCCAAGCCCCUGAUCAAGGACCCCGAGCUAGAAGCGGCCGUCUGGACAUACUUCAAGUCCCAGAACCUGGGGCAGAAGACGGAGAAGGCCGUGCACGACGUGCUCAAGUUGUCCACCACCCUGACACUCCAGGCCUACACGUCGCUGCCGUUUGAGAACAAGGUUCUCUGCGCCGUUCAAUUUCUCUACAUGUUUUUGGUGGACGAUAUAGCGCUAUCAUUCUUGGAGGAGCUCCGUCACUUCUGUCAAAACUUCACGCUCAACAACGAUCACCGGCAGCCUCUUCUUAAUGGCUUCGACAAGCACCUCCGGUAUCUUGGGCGUUAUUACGGGCCCUAUUGUCACUCCACCAUCAUCAAGUCCGCCUUCGACUACAUCAACGGCCGCAUCAUCGAGCAUGAGAUGGAGCAGGCUAACUUCAUUUUCUCUUCUCAAACCCGGCUAAUGCCCAUGUUCUUACGUACCAAGGUCGGGGCUGCUGAGAUCCUCAACUCAUUACUCUGGCCCAAGGCCUUGUUUCCAGAAGAUAAAUAUCUCCUCCAGUUUCUCCCUAUUGUGCAGGAGCUCGUGCUGUUUACGGAUUUCACCAACGAUAUUCUAUCCUACUACAAGGAAUUUGUCAUCAACCAGGAGAGAGGCAACUUUGUGGCGAAUUUCUCGAAGACACAUGGCAUGUCUCAUCUGGAUGUCUUGAGGAAGUUGACUAUUUACACUCCCCAGGUAGUAGGCUCUGUGUAUGAGGUACUGGAAGGCAAAAAGGAGAUGCGGAAGACAGUGCAGAACUUUAUCAAUGGCUGGAUCUCUCUGUGCACUUCUCAUCCACGCUACCAUUUGGUAGAGCUGUUUGCAGAUGAGGGCUAUCUGCCUCCGUAUAGCGAUGAUUCAUGA
Messenger RNA from Penicillium verrucosum, 1017 nucleotides. RefSeq lists its product as uncharacterized. Gene Ontology annotation, molecular function: carbon-oxygen lyase activity, acting on phosphates. The coding region runs from base 1 to 1017 and encodes 338 amino acids. The record is from RefSeq and is a predicted model, not a curated record. NCBI's taxonomy places the organism in Eukaryota, Fungi, Ascomycota, Eurotiomycetes, Eurotiales, Aspergillaceae. The transcript is spliced from 2 exons.